Messenger RNA from Anas platyrhynchos (mallard), 2291 nucleotides. The record is from RefSeq and is a predicted model, not a curated record. NCBI's taxonomy places the organism in Eukaryota, Metazoa, Chordata, Aves, Anseriformes, Anatidae.
AACCCCUACACACAGCCCCCCCCAAGCACCCCCCCAAACACUCCCCCCCACACACAGCCCCCCCAGACACAGCCCCCCCAGCACAGCCCCCACGCCCCGGCCCCUCAGGGCCUCGCGGUGCCCGUGAGCAACCCGCGGUGAGGGGUGCGUGAGGGGUGCGGGGGCUCAGCCACUAAUCCCCCCCCGGCCCGCUCCGGGAGCAGAUGGCGGGGCGGGCCGAGCCGACAAUCCCCCUAAUCCCGCCGGGGCAGCGGGGCUGAGCCAGGCCAUGGCGGGCACGAGGGCGCGCGGCCGCCUCCUGCACUCGCUGCUGGGCCAGGUGGGACCCCGGGGCGUGCGGGGGGCCGGGCGGGGGGCUGCAGGUCCCCUGCUGACUGCGCUGCCCCCCCAGCUGUGCUGCCGCUGCAGCUGUGGCCCCUGCGGCCGGCUCCGCGUGUCCACGGGCACCCGCGUCCUCUACACCCUCCUGCACGUCCUGGCCUCCACCGUGUGCUGCCUCAUGCUGUCCCGCACCGUGGCACAGGCCGUGAGGGAGAAGGUGCCCUUCUCGGCCGUGCUGUGCCAGCACCUGCCUGGCGGCACCGACUGCGAGCGGCUCGUGGGCUCCUCGGCCGUGUACCGGGUCUGCUUCGGCACCGCCUGCUUCCACCUGCUGCAGGCCGCCCUGCUCCUCAACGUGCGCUCCAGCACGGACUGCCGCGCGCAGCUCCACAACGGGUUCUGGUUCUUGAAGCUGCUGGUGCUGGUGGGGCUCUGCGCCGCCAGCUUCUUCAUCCCCGAGGACAGCUUCAUCCGAGCCUGGCACUACACGGGUGUCUGCGGGGGCUUUGCCUUCAUCCUCAUCCAGCUGGUGCUGAUCACCGCCUUCGCGCACACCUGGAACAAGAACUGGCUGACGGGCGCUGCGCAGGACAAGCGCUGGUACCUGGCCGUGCUGCUGGCCACGGCCACCUUCUACACCCUCGCCUCCGCCGCCUUCUCCUUCCUCUACAAGUACUACACCCACCCGGCUGCCUGCCAGCUCAACAAGGCGCUGCUCACCGUCAACGGCAGCCUCUGCGGCAUCGUGUCCUUCAUUUCCAUCACGCCCUGCGUGCGGCUCAAGCAGCCGCGGUCAGGGCUGCUGCAGUCCUCCAUCAUCAGCUGCUACGUGAUGUACCUCACCUUCUCUGCGCUGUCCAGCCGCCCUCCGGAGAGAGUGCUCUACAAGGGGCAGAACCUCACCGUCUGCUUCCCCGGCACCCGGCAGGAUGAGCUGCAGACAGAGGACACGACCGUUGCUGUCCUGGGGGCUGCCAUCAUGUACGCCUGUGUGCUCUUCGCAUGUAAUGAAGCCUCCUAUCUUGCCGAGAUCUUCGGGCCCCUCUGGAUGGUCAAAGUUUACAGCUUUGAGUUUAAAAAACCUUCCUGUUGCUUCUGCUGCCCAGAGAAGAUGGAGGAGGAGCUGAGAGGUGAGUGCCCAGGUCUGGGGAGAAGCUGCAGGAACACACAAACGUGGGCACCAGCAUCAGAGCCCAGGGGUGCGGAGGACAGGGUGCAGGAGCUGCUGUCAUCUUGCACUCUCCCAGGUGCGGAGCAGACGUGUGAGCCAGAGGAGCCUGCCGGGGGACAGUGCCUUGUCCAGGAUGAGCGAGACCGGGUGGUCUACAGCUACUCAGCCUUCCACUUUGUCUUCUUCCUUGCCUCGCUCUACGUCAUGAUGACCCUCACCAACUGGUUCAGCUAUGAGAACGCGGUGCUGGAGACCACCUUCACGCACGGCAGCUGGUCGACGUUCUGGGUGAAGGUGGCUUCGUGCUGGGCCUGUGUCCUGCUCUACCUGUGGCUGCUGCUGAGCCCCCUCUGCAUCCACAGCUCCCCCCAGCACCGGCGCAGCAGCCCAGCCCUGCGCGUCCUGCGGCGGCGGCGCGCCCCACACCGUAUCAGUGUCUCCACGUAGUCCCUGCUGGGACGGACUGCGCCCGGCCCCGUGCACGGGUUGUGCCCUGCUCCUGUGCCCGGGCACCGCCCAACCUCGUGUCCCAGGAAAAGGCAGCACCGGAGGAGGAUCGAGGAGGUGUGCGCUCUGCGACACCAGCCCGCAGGGACGCUGCUCCUGCCUUGAGCUGGAGCCAUCGGGGGCCACCCCGAGACCACCUGGGUGGCGGGUGCUCAGCCUCAGCUACAGCUGCGACCCCUCCAGCUAGGGAGGCAGCUCCUGCCCACGCACCCCCCUGGCAUGGCUCCUGCCCUGGCCUGGGGCCUGCCAGGAGAGCAGCACUCUGCGCUGGCCACCUCCACUUCAGCUCGCC